AUGGCGACCACAGUCGACAAGAUUAAGGACAUUGAGGCCGAAAUGGCCAAGACUCAGAAAAACAAGGCUACAAGUUUCCAUCUGGGUCAACUGAAAGCCAAGUUGGCCAAACUACGGAAGGAACUACUAACACCGUCGUCGAGUGGAGGAGGCGGUGGUGCUGGAUUUGAUGUGGCACGUACCGGUGCCGCUUCGGUUGGGUUCAUUGGAUUCCCUUCUGUCGGCAAAAGUACUCUGCUUACGAAAUUGACUGGAGUCCACAGUGAAGCUGCCAGCUACGAGUUCACGACACUGACAACGAUCCCAGGUCAGAUCACAUAUCGUGGCGCUGCGAUACAAAUGCUCGAUCUUCCUGGUAUUAUCCAGGGAGCCAAAGAUGGCAAGGGUCGUGGUCGCCAAGUCAUUGCAGUUGCUAAAAGUUGUCAACUUAUUUUUAUCGUGCUUGACGUCAAUAAGCCCCUCACUGACAAACGAGUGAUAGAGAACGAGCUCGAAGGCUUUGGUAUUCGCAUAAACAAAUCACCUCCAAAUAUCAAAAUCACAAAGAAGGACAAAGGAGGCCUCAAUAUCACUAGUACUGUUCCUCUAACACACAUCGACCACGAUGAGAUCAAAGCUGUUAUGGCAGAGUAUCGAAUUCUCUCAGCGGACAUUGCCAUACGAUGCGAUGCCACUGUAGACGAUUUGAUUGACAUUAUCGAAGCGAAAAGUCGAAGCUAUAUCCCCGUCAUCUAUGCAUUAAACAAGAUUGACUCAAUUUCAAUAGAGGAACUUGAUCUGCUAUACAGAAUACCAAAUGCCUGUCCUAUUAGCUCGGAGCACGGCUGGAACAUCGAUGAGCUUCUGGAGAUGAUGUGGGAUAAACUACAGCUGAAGCGAGUCUACACAAAACCAAAAGGAAGAUUGCCCGAUUACGAGGCACCAGUGGUUUUGAAGGAUGGUCGCAAUACAGUCGAAGAUUUUUGCAACAGUAUACACAAGAGUAUCCUUGAACAGUUUAAGCACGCCAUUGUUUGGGGCAGAUCCGUCAAACACCAGGGACAACUUUGUGGUCUCAACCAUGUGCUCGAAGACGAAGAUAUCAUUACCAUUGUCAAAAAGUGA
Lithohypha guttulata is the source of this 1104-nucleotide messenger RNA. RefSeq names its product GTP-binding protein rbg1 (gene RBG1). The transcript has 3 exons. Gene Ontology annotation, cellular component: cytoplasm. The record is from RefSeq and is a predicted model, not a curated record. Gene Ontology annotation, molecular function: GTP binding; GTPase activity. The coding region runs from base 1 to 1104 and encodes 367 amino acids. Lineage: Eukaryota; Fungi; Ascomycota; Eurotiomycetes; Chaetothyriales; Trichomeriaceae. Gene Ontology annotation, biological process: cytoplasmic translation.